GCCCGGGGCAGCGGGACCGGGACGGGACCGGAGCGGGGGGACACGGGACCCUGGGACAAGGGACCCUGGCCGGCUGCGGCCCCGCGCGGACCUGAACCUCCUCCUGCUUCUGGAGUUGCUCGUGCGGGCGCUGGUGGGGCGGGGAGCGGAGCGUGGGAGCCGUGCCCGCUGGUGUAGCCCCCGCCCGGCUUCGUGCUCCGCACGGGAAUGAGAUCGGGGAGCGCUGCCCGCUGACCUCUUGGCUUGCUGCUGGAACCGUCAAGGGGGGAAAAUGAAACAGGAGUUUUAGACUUUGAGGACUCAUUAUGGAAGACUCAGAAGGACAUCACUUCAGCUCAGUGGAAGAGGAAACCAGAUACUGGAAGGAGUUGGCUAUGAAAUACAAGCAGUGUGCUGAGAAUACCCAGGAGGAAUUGCGUGAAUUCCAAGAGGGGAGCAGAGAGUAUGAGGCUGAACUGGAGACUCAGCUGCAGCAAACAGAGUCCAGGAACAGAGACCUCCUGUCAGAAAACAACCGCCUGCGGAUGGAGCUGGAGUCAGUGAAGGAAAAGAUUGAAAUGCAGCAUUCAGAAGGAUACAGGCAAAUCUCUGCGCUGGAAGAUGACUUGGCACAGACAAGAGCUAUUAAAGAGCAGCUUCAGAAAUACAUUCGAGAACUGGAGCAAGAAAAUGAUGAUUUGGAAAGAGCAAAAAGAGCCACUAUAAUGUCCCUGGAGGAUUUUGAACAGCGUUUAAACCAGGCUAUUGAAAGAAAUGCUUUUCUGGAGAGUGAGCUGGAUGAGAAGGAAAACCUUCUGGAGUCUGUGCAGCGCCUGAAAGAUGAAGCUAGAGAUUUACGACAAGAGCUUGCAGUGCAGCAGAAACAGGAGAAGCCCAAAACACCAAUGAGAGCUCCCCUGGAAGCAGAAAGGACAGACACUGCAGUUCAGGCCUCCUUAUCUGUGCCCUCAACACCUGCAAUGCGCCGGACACCCAUCAGCCUUCCCACCCCUGGCACCUUCAGGAGAGGCCUUGAGGACAGUUAUGGUGCAACCCCUCUCACACCAGCUGCAAGAAUAUCUGCACUUAAUAUUGUGGGAGACUUGCUGCGAAAAGUGGGGGCUUUGGAGUCCAAGCUUGCAUCUUGCCGAAACUUUGUGUAUGAGCAGUCUCCAAACAGACCUUCAGUGUCCAUGUACAUGAACAGAGAUGUCCUUGAAACACGCCUGAGUCCUCAUCAGCCUCUGUGUGAUACAGGGUUGGUGAAACGCCUGGAGUUUGGAACACGGCCUUCACACCUUCCAGGACCUGUGAGCCAUCCCUCACAAAGUGUUGUCAAGAUGCUGCUGUGAAAAGCCUGGCUGGCUUUGGGAAAGAAGAAGAAAUGUGUAUUUCAAACUUUAGUUUUAAAGAGAGUAUCAGUGAGCAAGCAGACAGCAGUGUCAGGGUAGGUGAGAACUGAACAAGCAGUCACAGUUGGUAGUGGCUUCCAGUGUGGCCUCUGGGCAAGUUCUGUGGGUGACAAGGUGUGACAAAGCAAUGCUGACUUUGUCAGUGGAGGACUGGGAAUUGCUUCCUGCAUCAGCUACAGUGAAUAGCUCCUUGAAGGUUGCUUCUUUUGACACUACCAAAGCAAUUGUCCUGCCUGCAACACAGCAAUAUUCACUAUGCAGCUCCUCAGGCUUUGGCUUUUGGUGUUAAUACACCAGCAGUUCUGGCUGGAAUUCUGCUUUCUACCAUGGGUGUUGUGUGCUGCAGUCACCCAAAUUAAAGAGCUGUUUUUAUGUGGUGAAAGGUGUAUCUCUGCAGGGAAGCUGCUCAGCUCCCCAUGGGGUGUUUGCUGACCAGAAUGUUGCUGCACAAAAACCUGCCUCUGUAGUGGCAAGAUGUUUCUGUAAGCAAUGAUUUCUCAUUCAGAACAGGUCAUGGUUAAAGGUGAGAUAUGUCUAGUGCUGAGAGUGCUCAGGAGAUCCCAGAGCUAAUAGCAUGUAGACUUUUUUUUUUUUAAAUCCCAUAGUGGCUUAUAAAGCCUGGUGGUUGUAGGAGGCCAAACCUGAUCAAGUUUCUACUUCUAACAUCUUGAUAGGUGGGUUUUACUGCUUUACAAACCUCCCUUCACUAAGGUGCCUUGGGUGUUACUGUUUUGUUUUUUUUUUAAUUUUUCUAUAUGAAUAUAUCAGCUGUAACUAAUUUAGAAAUGCUUUUUUAACCUGAAAAGCCCUUCAUGCUAGAGAACUGUAUAUGAGUAGAGAGUGUUUUUUAAAAAUAAUUUUCCCCUUAUAGAAUGUUACUACAUUUGUUUUUUAAAUGGAGUAAAUUCAUUCCCAGUGUUAAUGUAUUUUAUGGAAGCCUGUACUUGCUAAACUAAUCAUGACUAAACAAUUUUUAUGUUUUUUUUUUUUUUUUGUGGCAGGGGAUGGGGAGAGCUUACUUGAUGAAAUAAUACAUAAAUGGGUUUGAUGUUUUUGUUUUGGUUUUUUUAAGGAAGUGCUGUGAAAACAGCCACUGAGGCAUCUAUUUCUCUAGAAUAUGUAAAGCACAGGUGAUUCCCAUUUCUCAGUCCACCUAUGAAGUUGGUUAAAAUGGGGAGCAGAAUAAAGCUUAUUUUGAAUGCGAGUUGUUGAUGCAUUUUGAGUUUUUGGGCAAGUUAUUACUGUGGUUUAUACAUGUUCAAUUUGCUGGAUCUGCUCCAAGCAUUGGUGCUUAAGACCAUUUAAUACUAAGUCUGACUUGCUUGUCUUCUUGUUCCCACACAUGCACACAACCUGUGUUGACCACCAGCUCUUGAGCAUCUUUACAGCUCUGUGCCUGAUCAAGCAAUGAUCAAAUCUUAUCCAGUACCUCCUAACCCCUCUCUGCUCAGCUUGUCAUCUUAAUUGCUCUAAAUGGAUUCUUUCUUUACUCUUUCAUGAGAAGAGAGAAUUCUCUGGGCUCUGGUUCUGCUGGCUGAAUGGUGCCAAGUCUGAAUCCCCAGUUUGUGAUCUCUGCACUUGUGAAACAAUGCUUAGAUUUAGAAGAUGAUUGCUUUAGCUGUCAAGGUGGAUGUUUGUGCAUGAUUUGCUCUCCCUGUAGUCACACUGCUUAAGGUUCACUUGCUGUUCAAUCAAAGGCAUCAAGUAAGCUCUCUGCACUGGAUUUAGAGUGAUUUUACGUCCUGCUUUGCUGUGCAUGGCUCCCUACUGCCCCUGUGUGACCACAGAGCUGCUGCUGUCUGAAAGUGCUUGAGCUGCAAGGGUUUGUGGUAGGUCCUGGUAGCUCCCAAGAGUAGGUUGUGGUCUUGCUGGAGUGCUCCAAAAAUAAAAAGUAACUGCAUGCUGAUCCCUUAGUGCAGAAUAGCUUGGCUUGGAUCCCUGCAUUCAGUGUGGGCUGCUGUUUCUAAUGGUUUCAGCCUGCUCUAGAGGCUUGGCUGGAAAUACUUCUGCACAUAACACACAUCAGAGGCUGGCUUCAUGGUCCACAGACAGACAGGUAGGGCCCCCACUGCUUUCCAGCUCCUGCACGUGAGGGCUGUGAGUCUCUGCAGGUCCUGUGCCUGUCAGCCCUUGGAUGCAUCCCAGGGCACCUCAGCACUGUGUGUCCCUGAGGGAAUCAAACCUGUUCCCUGUGGUUAUGCUGUUUCACUUCCACCUCUGACUUUUUUGUAUUUC
Messenger RNA from Motacilla alba alba, 3626 nucleotides. RefSeq names its product nudE neurodevelopment protein 1 (gene NDE1). The record is from RefSeq and is a predicted model, not a curated record. Gene Ontology annotation, molecular function: microtubule binding. NCBI's taxonomy places the organism in Eukaryota, Metazoa, Chordata, Aves, Passeriformes, Motacillidae. Gene Ontology annotation, biological process: microtubule nucleation; mitotic centrosome separation; cell migration. Bases 306 to 1331 code for a protein of 341 amino acids. Gene Ontology annotation, cellular component: centrosome; kinesin complex; kinetochore. The transcript has 9 exons.